GACAUGUGCGGUUACUGCGUUUCGCGAAUCGGAAUGAAAGCCGCGAAACAAUAGGAAACAUUCAAGGGAAUUGGUGCACAGGGGCACAGAGAAGACCAAUGCAAGUCGUUGCGAAUGGUGAAGCCGUGGCAUGUGUUUUCAGCAAAAGUUGCAUUCGCUUCAAUUAGUUUGCUAAAAUAUGCCCGAAUAAUAUCUGUUGUUGGGUUGGGUUGUUGUUGGACGAAGCCAGCAGCGUAGCUGAAAAGAAAGAUACAAAGAAGAACAUAUUGCAGACAAUAGAGUGAUCGACACCGUGUUUCCACAGGUUUUCCAAACAGGCUUGGUCAGCGUAUGUUUACUGAUGCCGGUUUCAGCACGAUGACGCGCAUAAGCAUCGAGAACCUGAUGCGCACCGAUCGUCCGUUAACUUGGCUGCCGGAACCGUGCUGCGAUCGAUGCUCACUUCCAUUUGCCAGCUAUAGCGAUGCACGGAAAGAUAGGUUACCGUUGCUAUUGUCCUGCCAGCAUAUUUUGUGCGGUCCGUGUGUUAGUGAACAUGCCCAAAGCGAUAGCAUCCAGUGUGAUCGCUGCAAGAAGCAAGUAUCUGUGCGGAAUGACUACGGCAAUGUACUGAUGGCACUGCAUCCCAGCUUCUAUAUGCUGGGCCGAAUAGCUCGGAUGCAACAGGAGCUGGAAAAUAUCGAGAUGUACUGUUUGGACAAGGAUCAGAAAGCACAGGACGCUAAGAGUGCACCGCUUGUGAACGAAAUGCCCGAAGAUUUUUGCAUGGAGCCAGUGUCGGCCAGCGACUUGAAGGCACCGAAGCAGCUGAAAAACUUGCUCGAACGCGCGUUUGAUGCGCAUGAAAGAAGUAGUUUCGCUUUUCAAAAACGUUCCCAAUCAUGUCCGGACAACAUCGAUCAGGUGAUUCAGAAAAUCACUGCACAUUUUCUAACUCUUCACAAUGCUUUGCAGUUAGAGGAAGAGCGCGUUCUCCAACAGGUGCGUAAAGCAUACCUCGAGCAACGACAGCACACUGAGCACCAGCAGCAGCAUUUGGCCGCUGUCAAAGAACGGCUGAAGAAAUUGCACACGCGUGCGAAGCAAUUCAAACGCGAAUCUCCUGCAUCGGACGAUAAAUCGUGGAUGAAGUUUAGCGGAGAAGUGAAACGCUUUCUAGAAACGGAACCACUGAAACUGCCAAUGAAUAACAGUUUCGUCUCGUUAACGAGCUUUCACGCAGAGAGCGAGAAGUUUUUGAAAAACAUCAGCACAAGCUACCGACUGACGCUUCCGCACCAUCGACCACAACUCGUGCCAUUCACCGCCUCUAGGAAGAAACAAAAGAAUGAUUCUGAUGUAGCUACAUCGGUUAAGGAAGAGGAAACUCGGUCUGCUGCACCGACACCGACAACUUCACGCGACUGUACGGUGGCGUCCGGACGGCACCAUCAUCACGAACCGCUCGGGAGACGAGAAACUCGUAAGCUUUUCGAUACCGGCAAGGUUAGCAGCAUAAGUCGUGAUACGCCACGACGCACGAAAAAAUCGCCAAAAUCGGGCUCAAAAACGCACGGGUCGCACAUGACUCUUGACGCAGCAAGGAAGGAGGAUUUGAAGCGGCAUUUCAGCACGGUCACCAUUACGUGUAUCGUAAAUCCGCUCGAACUUUACGUCCAGGACGCAUUGCAUGGUGCGGUGACGGCGGCGCUUAUCGAGCUGUGCCAGACCGAGGCUGAGGAAUACGAAGCGGUAUUGAUAGCUGGAAAGAGUCGCCUGGAGGUAGAGACUGGUCGGCUUUAUCUCGUACAGCCCGAAAAGUCGGACAGUUGGUACAGGGCUCGGGUGCUGCAGGUUUUGAACGGUUCCGAAACAGCGAUGGAACAGUUUACCACGUACAGGGUGCAGUACAUCGAUUUCGGUGGCAAAGAUACGGUUAUGCACGAACAAAUACGUCCGAUAACGGACGAACUGGCCAAUAUCGAGAGUAAAGCGAUCAAGUGCUCGCUGUACAGUGUCGUCUCACCGGAAAGCGACACGGACGAUGGCGAAAUUCGCUGGCCAUCGGAAUGCCACCAGCUAAUGACGGACUUUGUGGGCAAUCGUAGCAUGCUUAUGUACGAGCUGGAUAGCAGCUCGCCCGACUGCUUCAUAGUGGACUUUUUCCUUCCACCACUGCUCAGCAGCAGUAGCAGCGCAUCGGCAGUUGAUGCAGCAGCAAACGAUACGAUGGAUGUAACGUACUGGGAAGGCUACUAUCCUCCGAUGUCGCUGCGCAAAACGCUGAUAUAUUUGCAGCAGUGUCUCGAGGGCCACCCGGGCGAUCUAAGCCCGGCCGCUUCCAAUCGUCUCCAGCUGCUAAAUGCCUGGCUAAUGAAUGCUACUGAAGCGGCCAAGAAACGCUGUACCAUUCCUGCCGCACCGGAGCUGAAGGAGUACGAUCUGUUGGACGUUCACAUCACCCAUUCGCAGUCCCCCGAUUGCUUGUACAUCAUGCCGCUGGAGUGGAAAAAGAACCGCUUCGAUAAAAUGCAGGAAGAAGUGGAUGCGCUGUGCCAGCAGGCGAACGUGUACAAGGUGUUCCAUCCCUACGUAGGGUUGGUGUGUGGGUUUUCGCUGGCCGCGCAGGAUCACAGUCGAGUUUGUUUGCGGGGUCGCGUGGUAAAAUUUGUGCCCGGGAUAUGCGAGAUUUUUGCACUCGAUACGGGUGAAAGCAUGAUAGUUCGGUGUGAAGAUAUGUACCUGUUUCCUCCUGGAAGCGGGCCGAUGCGAGAGUUUCCGCUCGCCGUUUGCUGCCGUUUGGAGCACAUUCACCCGAAGAGCGUUGGAGGCGGUGGCGCGGUCGGCUUUUCGUCCUGGUCCGCGGAAGCAAACGAGGAGUUUAAUAUGCUUAUGAAGAGCAAAACGCUUCCAUUCGCUGUGAAGGUGGAUUCGCUAUGGAAGGAGUCCGGCGUCUAUAGCGUGCUGCUGUAUCUGCGCAACAAAUCGGAUGUGGACACGUGCAUCAACAAAAUGCUCGUUAACCAGGGACAUGCCGAGUGCAACUCGGGAAAGGAGGCGGAAAUCGCUGAUCUUGCGCACAAGGCGCAGGUCGGAGACAGUUCGAUAACGAGCGGCAGUGUGUCUGUUUUGGCCAACAAGGUGAUCGAUCCGCGUGUGCCGGUCGAUGUACUGCGAGUGGUCACACCCGACGAGGUCUAUGUGCGUUUGAGUUCGCGAAAAGCCGAUCUGGAUGGGUUGCACCAGGCGAUUCAGCAGCACAUGGACGAAGCACUCGAUGGUGAGGCUGGCGAAACGGAGGGUCCUACGGUUGGCUGGCACACCGGUGAUAUGUGCCUCGUGUUUACCUCGCCGUCUGACGGCGGUUCGAUCGAGUGGUAUCGUGCCCGGAUUAUGAACGUGCUGGAGGAUGGCGAGCUGUACGAAGCAUUCCUCAUCGACAGCGCGCUCACGGUGCAGGUGCAUCGCACCAACGUGGCACGGAUGGUUCCACGCAUUGCGCAACUCCAACCCGGAGCCGUCCGCUGCAAGCUGGCCUGCCUUGAACCGGUGAAAAGCUCCGACCACUGGACCAGGGUGGUUGUAGAUGCUUUGAUUGGUAUAAUCCAUGCAUACGAAAAGCACGCCAUCUCGCUCGACGUGAAACGUCCCAAAGCGACGGAUGAUAAACUGCCCAACGCCAAACAAUCGCUCUCCGUCGUGCUGUGGGGUGUGCGUGUGUCGGUGCGUCAAGCACUAGCGCCCCAGAAAACCGAGUAUCGAAACAUCAACCAGCUGCUCGCGGUUCGCGGUAUGGCACACCUGAGCGGCACGUUUCGUAUAUUUGCCACCAAAGGGGAUGGUGCGCGGGAAGAGCUGCAAUCGAUCGAGGAAGCGGUGGAAAAGAUGACGUUGUGCGAGUACGAAAAGUUGCAGCAGUUUUUUCGUACAAUCGCCGCCGACUCCACCGAAGCGGAAGGAUUCGGAGCACGGGAGGACGGCAUCCAAACGGCGAAAGUUGUGCUAACAUCAAAAGACGUCCACACGGAAACGGUAAGAGUCGAAAUAGACGAUGCUUGCGCAUCCGUCCUUUCGCUGGCUAGGCAAAAGGUUGAGACAAUUACUGACUGGCCCGCCGGGGACCCGAUCGAGAAGACAGUGUUCGUGGGCAUGCCUACGCACAUCGGGAACGAUGGGACGGUGUUUCUUUACGAUUUGUGUAAGGAGCCGGUGCUGAACCUUAUUCGCGAUAAGAUCAGCGAACGUGUGCAGGACGCUGAUGGGCCACAGCAACCGGCCGUUUUCCAGCCCGGAGAACCGUGUCUCGCAAAGUAUCACCUGGAUGAGAUGUUCUACCGAGCCUCAAUCGUGUCCGUCCACAAAGGAAACAAGUAUCGGGUGUUGUUCGUGGACUACGGUAACGAGGAAACGUGUCGGGGAGAAGAUUUGCGCAAGGACAUCAUCUGCGGACGUGUGCCUGUCCAAACGAAUCGCUUUCGGCUGAGCGGAAUAACUCCGAAGCAAACACAGGGGAAGUCCUCAUGGCCCGAAAACGCACUGAUGGCUUUCCACGGACUGUGCGUACAGCAGCCGUGUACUGUGCGCGUCGAUACAUUGAUCUGGUCGGCGGGCUCCCAGCAGGAGUCACCCAUUCCUCUGCCCAUUCCUUGCAAAUUGUUUCGGCUCAAGGAUUCUAUCGACGUGAACGCAGCCCUGCUGGAACUGGGGAUAUUUGAGGUUCGCGUAGAAGAAGGUGAACAAUACGACAGUCGCAAUGCGGUGCGUCCAACCUCCCGGUUCUACGAACCGAUCGUAUAUCCCAUGACGACUGCCGAGUCGGGACCGAGCCGUUUGCUACCGUUCUGCACACCGGAAGAGCGAGACCUGAUGCAGUUUAUGCGGGAUAUUGAAUCGAGCAUAAAGAUCGACCGUGCCAACAUUUCGAAAGAUUUUGAAGAUCCAAACGAGAUACCCGACGACACGGGGGUUGACAGCGGCUGCCUUAACCGUACCCAGCUCAUCCAUCUGCAUGACGAUAACGAUGUCGACAACGACGACGACCAGCAGCCACAGCAGCAGAAGCAGCCAAACGGACAAAGUGACUGUUCGCUUCCUUCGCCGGCGUCCUUCGUUUCAUGCGAGCUUGAAACAUCCACGCGGCUGUCCGAGGAACAGGACAGUGAGCGAAAUUUCGUCCCGAGCUGUGCCACCGGUGGAUCAAUGCAUGGUGGGCUCUUCGUGUCUCCAAUUAACUUGAACCAAACCCGGGGAUUCUUCGGCGAUUUUACCAACUUCAGCAGCGGUCUUACGCUGCAUGUCUUCCCGCAUCUUGAGGGACACACGCAACGGUUCGCACGCAUGUCGGAGAGGGUGCAGAGCAUCGCCAGCUCGCAGGAAGCGUUGUACCGUUGGCAGGCAAGCCUGGUUGAAAUCGGGUCAGCCUGUCUCGCGCCGUACCGUGCCGAUGGUCUGUAUUAUCGGGCCAUUAUUGAAGCGGUUUACGAGGAUACCGAUGAGGUGAGUGUCCUGUACGUGGACUACCUGAACCGGGACAAUGUGCCGAUCAGUGAGCUGCGCAAGUGUCCGCUCGGAGUGCGUUCGAUUCCGCUGCGUAAUGUAGAGGUGCGACUGUUUGGACUUCGGCCGAAUCCACGCCUCCGUCUGGAUGAUAUUGGUCGACGAAUGCUAGAGGUGUUGGCGCGGCCCUUUUACGUGCGGAUUGUGUCUACAAACCGAACGCAAUCGGAUGGCGUGGUUAAACCGGAGGUAGAGUUCUACACGGACUACGACUGUAAUACGUUGGCGUAUCAGAAGAUGAUCGAAGAGAAGUACUUUUAUUCUACCAAGUCGUAGCGCGAUGGGUGGGAAAGUUUGUUGGAUUUCAUUUGUUUUCACUAUUUUCAUCGCUUCAGAAUAUUAGAUUAGCUUAAUAGUUUUUUUUACUUUCUCUCUCUCUCUCUCUCUCUCUCUCUCUCUCUCUCUCUUUCUCUUUGUUGUUAUUAUUACGCUUAAAAUAUGUAAUUUACCAUACAUUUUGUUUACUAUUAUUUUUGCCAUACUUUCACCUAAAAGUACAAGAAAUCCCAAAGAUUGGGUAGGGAAAUGCAGGAUGAAAUCCGUUGAUGUGUUGAACUAUUUACUUUGAUAAGAAUGAUUACACUAAUAAUGCGCUUGAAAGCGAUCGAUAUAACCGUUUUGUGAUUUAUUAAUAAAAACAAUACGAAAGAGACCCUUUCCUUAUACAGAUGAGUCUGAAUUAUGUUUAACGAAGCCAUUCACGUGUGCGAUUUGAGACGUCUCUCUUUGAAUUGCCUUUUCCAAAAGUAAUACCAAAACAUAUUUGCCAGUAAGAGUGAAAUAUAAACGGGAAAAUAAAGGAGGAGGCCACAAAUGAAUGUGUUGCGCCAUUUCCUAAAAAUAACUCGACAUACCAUAUAAGCACAAUAAAUGGCACGCAUUAAUCAUGUCGACCGAAGUCCGACUAUCCUUGA
Anopheles stephensi (Asian malaria mosquito) is the source of this 6449-nucleotide messenger RNA. RefSeq lists its product as uncharacterized. NCBI's taxonomy places the organism in Eukaryota, Metazoa, Arthropoda, Insecta, Diptera, Culicidae. The coding region runs from base 331 to 5811 and encodes 1826 amino acids. The record is from RefSeq and is a predicted model, not a curated record. The transcript has 2 exons.